GCCCCACAGACAGCAGCUAUUUUGAAGUUUGAAUGUGACCCUCGUUCAGACAGCGAGCCUGCAGCUGUCAGAAACCAUGACUGAAGAUGACUGAUUCUGUCGUCGUGGAGGGAUACGCCAGACUCAGGGAUGGAAAAAAAGGUGUUUUAUGUCGUUCCGGAUAUGACAGAAGUCAUUCAGAGCGAACACCUGUGCCUAAAAAAAAGUUUGUGUCUCUCGCUUUUCUCCCGCAGUGGAAAACUCGGUGGCUCGUCCUCCGCAAGCCGUCGCCUGUAGCAGACUGCCUGGUGCUGCUGGUUUUUAAAGAUAAGUCAGACAAAUCUCAGGGCAUCAAGGAGAGGGUCAGUGUCACCUUGGAGGAGAUCUGCGGUGUGGAAACGGGACAGUGGUAUGAGGGCGUGGCUUUAACUUUGGCCAUCCUCUGCCUGAACCAGGUUGCUGUGUUGGGCUUCGACACCAGUGAGGCCCUGCAGGCGUGGGACGCCCGCCUACGAUACAGCCUGGGAGAAGUUCACAGAUUCAGUGUUGGAGUUUUACCAGGGACCAGGUUGGAGAGCGGACCUGCAACACUUCAUUUGUGCAACAACUUGUUGUCUCUCAUCCGAGACAUCCCUCCCGUUAUUAUCGGCCACUGGAACCUUCCAGACCUGCGCAGAUAUGGACCCAUCCCAAACGGGUUUGUGUUUGAGGGAGGAACAAGAUGUGGUUACUGGGCUGGUGUUUUUCUUCUCGCAUCUGCUGAGAGCGAGCAGAUCAGUUUUCUAUUCGACUGCAUCGUCAGAGGCAUCUCCCCCACCAGAGGCCCUUUUGGACUGCGGCCAGUUUUACCAGACCCUGGUGCCAGUCAGAUGAAGUUAGAGGAGAGGUUGAACCAGGAAGCCCAGGAGUUGGAGAAACGACUGAGUAUGCUGUCUUGCCAGAGCAGUGCAGUCUUGUCCACAUCCUGUGUCUCUGCCGGUGGAGACAAUCUCAGCACUUCUGGUUCUUCUGACACUUCGGACACCAAUCGAUCAGACUGCAGUAUUGGUAGCCGACUGGCUAUUUGGACUGAACCAGCCUCCACCCCAAACAAAAACACUGUGUCGCCACAGAGCACAGAGAAGCUGUCGGUCAACCAGGCAGAUGGUAACCCUCCACCCAGCACAACACCUCGGUGGCUUCAGGAAAUCGGCCGUCAGAGUUCGUCUGAUAGUGGCAUCGCCACGGGCAGCCACUCCUCUUAUUUGGAUAGUUUGUCCUCCUACACAGGCAGCCUGGACACCACACCUGGAGAGGACUUUGGUUCCAUUAUCAGCUUGCCUUCCCAUUUGGCUCAAGACCUGGGCCCUUGUACCUGCCCAAGCGUUGCAGGACAUGAGUACCAGGUGCCGACAUCACUUCGGUACAUCUGUGAUGCCCGUAGGAGUCUAUUACAGGAUGAAUGUGUGGACAUGGGAUCUUCCAUCUCACCUAAAGAUGCUCUGAUUCGUAAAAACCUCAUGUUGGAGUCAGCAGGUAUUAAAACCAACGCCUCAGAGGAUCACUCAGAAUCUGCUGAAAACUCACAAAGCCCCUCUGAGGACACUAAAAAAAGCAAGAUGGCUUUUUCUAGUGACAGUCCACAUCCUGACUCCAGUCAUAUCUGCAGCCUUCUCACAUCUGCCUCCAAAACUAUUCUGACCAUCUGUUCAACGUGCGGUGGGUUCAAGGCAACAGAGCAAAGUGUUGACAAACUGCUGUGCAGAAGCUCCACUUAUGGUGAAUGCAAGAUGUUUGCAGCAAAGACAUUUUUGGAGACCUGUAAGCCUCCUGAAGCGGGACACGGCGGCUCAGAGGUGAGGGGGGAAUCAUCACUGCCAAACAACGGGUGCGAGAAGUUAUCCAGCCUUUUAGCUGAUCUACAAAGGGAUCACAGUCCAGCUGUGCAGCCAGAGGCAAAGACCAACACUCUGAGUGUGUACGAGUCGAUGAGCUCUGCGUUUGGGAGUGAGCUCAGGUGCGCACCCCCUGGCGCCUACGUGUCAUUGCAUGCAAUCUUGCGACAAGACAAAAAGGCUGCCAUCUAUGAAAACUGUUUAAAGUGCAGAGACAAGCAUUUCCACUUGCCUCCCCGAGUGUUUCCUUCUCAAACAUACCCAAGCGGGAGCAGUUCUACUUUACAAACAGAGGAGCCAAACUGUGCCGUCUUUGACCAAAUGGUUCCUGCUGAUUUGCUCCAGAAGAAAAGUCCAGAACACGAGGAAGUGCUCUGUCAUGUUUGCAGUCCUGGAUCACAUACUGUAGACGGGCAUCCUGAAGAGAUAAACAUGCACUCAGUGAAAUGUGAAGAAAAAGGGUGUAAUGACGAGGAAAGACGAAAGGCUGAUCUCGCUUAUAAGCACCUAGAGAGUACGGCAUCGGAGAGCAACUCUGAGACUGAAGAAAGAAGGAAGCAUGAGCUGAUGAUUGGCUGUGGUCAGCAGAGACUCUUUCGAGAGGCUGAAGAGGCUCCACUUCCUGAAAAGCCUCGAGGUGACUGUGUGACCUACGUGAAUAUUCCCAUUAGCCCUACAUCGAAGAAGCAGGUCAACUACUUGGAGCUGGAGUUGCAUGAGCCAGUCAGUCAUGGGACCGCCACUCAUCUCCCAGCACAAAGGAAGAGCUGUACUAAAUACGCUCAGAUCGACAUCGCUGUUACCGAGACAGCCCGCAAGGUUGGCUCGCGGCACGUUUUGGGUCGGCAGGAGGGACUGCACACGCUGGAGCGAAGAAGAAAAGGAGUGCCGCACUGAUUUAACACCACAAAUCUCUCAAACAUGCACAGACUUAAUGCAAAAUCUGAGCAGUUUAUCUUCAGAGACACUUGGAAUCACAUGCAGAGUUUGAUGAUCUGGAGUGUUUUUGUUGUUUUUUACAUUCUUGCUGUAUGAUGUCACAAAGAUGUGUCGGUAAGUAACUCAGAAUUUUGAAUGAUGGCACUCUACAGUCUUUCUGUAUGUUGACACACAAAUCUCUAUUACAUUUCAUUUUUAAGGAAAUCUUUGCAUCCAUUCUUACUCAGGAUACUGUAGAUUCUGGGUUAGUUUGUGGUAGAAAAAUAUUUAACAACAG
Thalassophryne amazonica is the source of this 3069-nucleotide messenger RNA. RefSeq names its product protein Dok-7-like. Lineage: Eukaryota; Metazoa; Chordata; Actinopteri; Batrachoidiformes; Batrachoididae. Gene Ontology annotation, biological process: positive regulation of protein tyrosine kinase activity; neuromuscular junction development. The transcript has 11 exons. Gene Ontology annotation, molecular function: protein kinase binding. The coding region runs from base 87 to 2750 and encodes 887 amino acids. The record is from RefSeq and is a predicted model, not a curated record.